GUGUUUAACGGUUACCACUCAAUCGAUAAACAAAUACAGUUACUGAAGAUAUGUUACAGCUUGUACCUGGUUGUCGCGGGCUUUUUUAACAUUAAAUACACUUAAACCGAAAGUGAUUUAUUUCAUUUGAAUAAAUGCGAAACAAUAGACGAUUAUUUAGACAAUCUUAUGGUCAGUAGAUGUUUAAAAAGUACUAUUACAUUGACUUAUGUAGGCAAACACCAGAACGGUUAAACAUGGAUUAAAUAAAAACGGAAUUUCUUUACAGAUAAUCAGAAGUGAUGUCGGACCGGCACCAAAUAAAUCAGAACAGGAGCCCGGACUAUAACGACAGAUAUCAAUCAUUGCCUGAUAGAACUUCUUCCAAAUCCAGAAGCGAUGCUCGAGAAAACAAGGAUAUUCUCCUCAGAGAUCUGCUGGGACUUUUGUCGACAGAUGUCCAGGAACUAGUAACUUCUUUAUGGAAGCAUUUGGAUAACGAACCAGGACAAAAUCGCGAUUUACAAUCAAAAGAAAGUGAAAUCUUAAAAUUAAAGAAAGAUAUCAAAGCUCUUCAGGAUGAAAAUGACAGGCUUAAACUUAAAGUUUCGACUACAAUGCAAACCGAAGUAGACGCAAAGAUAAAAUCACUUCAAAAAAAGAUCA
Messenger RNA from Mercenaria mercenaria, 645 nucleotides. RefSeq lists its product as uncharacterized. The annotation marks the transcript as partial. The record is from RefSeq and is a predicted model, not a curated record. NCBI's taxonomy places the organism in Eukaryota, Metazoa, Mollusca, Bivalvia, Venerida, Veneridae. The transcript has 3 exons.